Molecule: messenger RNA, 795 nt
Organism: Symbiodinium sp. CCMP2456
Lineage: Eukaryota; Dinophyceae; Suessiales; Symbiodiniaceae
Source: the annotation of a GenBank genome assembly
GAUAAGCUUGAUGCUUCUACUGGACUACUCGGCCGAGCUUCGCGCGCUGCACCCGAUGCUGACACUUCUUGGGCCCGACGAAGGGGAGAGCAAGUCGUUCUGUAUUGUGGUCCUGGCCAGCGAGGCCGUCGUGAUCGUCGCUACCACGGCGUGGCACCCAAAGGUCCAAAGAAGUGCCGUAGGUCGCCCCUUGUCGCGAGUCCUUCUCUACACCGAGCCUUCGGACCCUGGCAGUCGCAACUUCUGGCCACCCUGGCGCUUGCAGAGGGGCGGCUUCGAGGCCGUUUCCGAGAUCUGCGGAAGUGUACGCAGGUUCUUGAAGACCUGGCAAGGCCGUCACUGGAUUAUGGUUGUGAAUGCCUGCAUCAGUACCGCGGUGUGCAUGUAUCAGUAUGUGCAGUCGGACUCCAGCCCACGGGAAACCUUGCUGGCAGUGGUUCUUUGCUUCGGCCUGCUUUCAAUAUUUACCAGCGCCUUCGCCUUGUCAUCUGAUUCCUUCCAGUGGGAACAGAAGCUGGAUCGGCAUUUUCGCUGGAGCGUACUGUGGAAGGUCGAUAUGCUAGCCAGCAAGGUCGUGUUGCUGGCCAUACCUCAAGCCAGCUCAGUGGUGCAGAUGGACUCUAUCAUGAGCUGUGGUUUCGAUACUUUCUGUCCCAGUCACUGCCUGGAUCAAGGUGGAUACUGCACACGCUCCAACAUUGCAGGCAGCCCGGUGUGCAAGUGCAGCAAGCGAGAGGUGAACUGGGCUGUAUACGUCCUGACUGCCAUUACCAGCUUCCUACUCUGCAUGCUCAC